Linum trigynum is the source of this 1367-nucleotide messenger RNA. Lineage: Eukaryota; Viridiplantae; Streptophyta; Magnoliopsida; Malpighiales; Linaceae. The record is from the annotation of a GenBank genome assembly.
GACUGGAUUAUAAGCUAGUAAAUAAAAGAUGAUCGUCCCUUCAGGCUAUUCCCAAAAACAAAACCCUAAAAAGAUCGAGUCGGCGAAUCGUGAUCAGUACGCUCGCUCGCUCGCUUGUGCGAUCUUCCAUCCACUGGUCGUCAAUCGAUCCGAUGCCGUCGUCUUCCAAGUCCACCGCCAGGAAGAAAAAAAUUUACCAGGAUGAGGAUGAUGACGUUGGAGUUCGGUUGCGGUACUACGCCGGCAGCCGGUGCAAAUGCUGCCUAGAGCUUAACAGCAGGGAGAUCAAGCCACAGCCCGACGACGACGACUUUAUAACGCCCUCCGACGAUUUUGGGGGCGAUGAAUUUCUGAAGCUUCACGUCGUCCACUACCGGCGAAAGAUUUGGGAGACCGGGUGUUGGGACAUUGAUUGCCCGCCGAGAUACGGCGGCAUCGGCGGACAAGCUUACCCCGGAAAGCAUCUCUACGGCGACGAUAUGAAGACGGACGAGCUGCUUAUCGACAUGGCUCAACACGUCGUCGAUACAUAUAACAAGGAGAAGGGCGGUAGGUUGGUGUUGGGUGGAGUGCGGAACGUAUCCGCGGAGGGCUGUAAUUGGAGGAAUUUCUACAUAACUUUUAGCUGCCGCGAUGGUAGAGGUGCGCGUAAAAAGACGAAGAGGCGUUUGAAGACCUACAGAGCCGCCGUUUCCUGUCGCAUUUGGAGCGACAAAAAGGAGAAACAAAUUUUGGUCUUCAGGGACCCUAGUGGGAAAGAUUUGCUGCCGCCGGAUCCCUUCUACGGGUUCUUCACAACGCCUUUCCGUCCUCGUCCUGAGUUAGCUGAUCGGAAGGAUCGCGAAAAGGAAACCGGAGGAGUUGUAGUUGGGAACUCAGAUGAUGGUGAAUGAAGGUGGUGUUAAAGGAGGAUAUCGAAAAGGAAUCCUGAGGAGUUGUAGGCGGGAACUUAGAUUGCAGUUCGUGAAUGUCAUUUUGGUUACGGUUUUUCGUUUCUCUGACGGUAGUAGCUAGGUUAUUUGGUCGUGGUUCCUCGAGUUACUUUUUGGGUUGUCCCUUUGAUAUCUAACCUCUCAUCCGAUUCUCCCCGAGUCUGAUUCUCUCCCAUCACCGAUAGCUAGUCUUACUAGCCAAACUAUUGUAGUGGGAGAUGAAGCUGGUGUGAUGGUGAUUUGUGGUUGGCUGCCGUCGAUUUGAUACAGUGGAAGAGGGAGGAGUGAGCGAUUGAGCUUUUUUGCUUGUUCGUGUUUAUUGGAUUACUGAUCAUGUUGCGGUUACUUUACUUGUCAACCAAGUAACCGAGAGAGUCCUUGUCAUUAUUGUCUUAGGUUUCCUUGUUAAUUGUCGAAUAAGGAGACUUGUCCCAA